This is a messenger RNA of Mizuhopecten yessoensis (Yesso scallop), 2030 nucleotides long. RefSeq names its product death-associated protein kinase dapk-1-like. The annotation marks the transcript as partial. Gene Ontology annotation, molecular function: protein binding. Gene Ontology annotation, biological process: signal transduction. Lineage: Eukaryota; Metazoa; Mollusca; Bivalvia; Pectinida; Pectinidae. The record is from RefSeq and is a predicted model, not a curated record. The transcript has 4 exons.
UGUUUGGGACUUCUCUGGUUACGAGCCGUACUACAUGCUGUAUAUUUUGUAUAGGUAUAGGAGAUGUAAGUGUUUGGGACUUCUCUGGUUACGAGCCGUACUACAUGCUGUACGACCACUUCCUUGGUGAUAGCAACUGUAUACACGUGAUUGUGUUCAGCCUCACAGACACAUAUGACGAGCAGAUUGCCCAGAUUCAAUUCUGGCUUGGUGUCCUUAAGUGCCGGGUGCAGCCUCAUGUUCCUAUAGGCCAUUGUGGUUGCUUGCCCAACUCUCCCAGGGUGGUGCUGGUGGCCACACAUGCUGACAAGGUUGGCUGCCACAAGAACGCCAAAGGAGAGUAUGUGUGUCCCACUGCCAGUCGGGUCCUCACAAAGGCCAAACUCAAGUUCUCUUCAGACAUCAAUUUUGUGGAUCGGGUCUUCAUCAUGGACGCCAAUGUUGCCAUGUCAAAUGAUAUCAAAGCAUUCAAACAACAGAUCAACGAUAUGCGUACACAAAUCAUCGGGGAACUGCCCCGUAGUAAUGGUUUCCUGGAUGCCAUGGUAGCACAGUUGCCGUCCUGGAGACGGUCCUCAUCCUCCUUCCCAGUGUUGUCAUGGCAACAGUUUGUUGAAUAUGUACGAGCUAAGGUCAAUCCGCUGGCCGGAGAUGACCACAUGAAGAUUCUGGUAGAGGAACUCCAGCUUAUUGGAGAGAUUGUUUACCUGGAGUGUGAUGCCUCACAAGACCUUGUUAUACUUCACCCUAAAUGGCUGUGUGACGACAUCAUUGGCAACCUCAUUAGUCAAGAGAAGAUAAUCCAGUCACGCAUCACUGGCUGCUUCACGGUGGACGACUUCCAGUUAAUGUACCCAGAGACAGAUGCACUUGACUUACUCCAGGUGCUGAAGGCUUUAGAAGUGUGUACACAGUGUGACAAUGAAGGAGAGAUUGAAUAUGAAUUUCCAUGUUUAAAUUUCAUAGAGACACUGAAUGGGCUGUGGCAGAAGGAUUCCAAGAGGUUUGGAAAUGCUGUGUAUGGCGGAGUUCGUAUACAGACAGACCCAGAUCUGGGUGGUCAGCUCAAACAUCUAUUUGCACGUAUCCAGGUGUCACUGCGCCACAAUGUGCUUCAGGAGGCUGAGGACCCGGAUGCAGAGUUGUACCAGUGGCACCAUGGGUCUAAGUACUGCUGUGGGGAGAUGGAAGGCAUCAUGGGUAUGGACAGGCAUGAACAAUACCUAGACAUUAAAGUACGUGGACCAGCUGAGGGACGAACUCAGUUAUUUUAUUUCCUGGAGGAUUUAAUCCAUGUGGUGGAACAGACAGCAUUAAGUGUGUGUCCCGGCCUGUGUUUAGAGAGGCAUUUAUCAAGCUGUCUAAAUCUUAAAGACCAUUCCAAAAAUGUGCAUGCUUUCUCUCCGCUCCAUAUAAUGCGUGCACAACGAAACAAGAGUAACUGUGCACAGCUACCCGAUGGUCGGACUGAAGACCUGGCUGACCUCAUGUUUUUAGGGUCAUUAGAGGUCGUACAGAAUGUAACGUUAGGAAUAGAUCUACCCAUAUCACAUUUGACUGUCCACACAAGACGCAUUCUCAGUAACAUGUUGGACCCACCAGAACCAAUGGGGCGUGACUGGUGUCUACUAGCCGUGACCCUGGGGCUACAAAACCUGCUACCAGGUCUGGACAGUAGUAGUGCACCAGUCAACAAUGGUGAGAGUAAAACUGACCGAGUACUGUUAGAAUGGUCAAAAGUGGCCCCCCAAUGUACCAUUGGACAGCUGGUGGGUAAGCUGCUGGAGUUUAACCGUGAGGACGUGGUUGAAAUGGUGUUGAUCACCAGCCCAUUGUUUAAGGUGAUGAUGUACGAGGACCACAGCACUGAUGACAGUACCAUGCCGCCCCCCACCACGGCCUCCACCAACACUCUCUCCAAUCUCUCUAGAUGACAAACACUAGCCUAGUUCUACUUUAUAUUAAUAGAGAAGAUUCUCUGACCUCUCCAGGUGGCAUGGUGUACAUUAAGCUAUAUCUCUGUACGAGUA